AUGUCUCCGGAGAAGCCAUCAUCCCAUCCAGUCGAAUGCCCGCCCACCCCUUAUGAUAUCGUCGACUUUGAUGGCAGCGACGAUCCAUAUCGGCCCAUGAACUGGCCGCUUCGCAAAAAGGUCGUGACUACCGUGCUAUACACGCUGGCGACAUGCUGGAUCAGUUUUGCAUCGGCCGUCUACUCGGCAGGGAUGCACCAGAUCGCCGAUGAUUUCCACGCAUCGACCGAGACCUGUGCGGCCGGGAUUAGCUUGAUGGUAUUUGGCUUCGGACUGGGCCCGUUAAUCUGGGGUCCGCUAAGUGAGGUUUAUGGGCGCAAGUGGGUUGUUUUGACUCCAUACUUGAUCAGCGCCAUCUUCACCUUUGGAACAGCCACCGCGAAAGACAUUCAGACCGUGCUCAUCACGCGCUUCUUCACCGGCGUGUUUGGCAGCGGGGCACUAAUCAACACCGGGGGCGUGAUGGCGGAUAUCUGGCCGGCGGAACAACGAGGCGUGGCAAUCGUUGCGUACGGGACGACGAUCCUCGUGGGACCAACGCUGGCGCCGCUGAUUGGGGCGGCAAUCUCGUCGAGUUAUCUUCGGUGGCGAUGGACUGAGUAUCUGGCGGGGAUUGUGAUGCUGGCGCAGUUGGUGGUGAAUGUGUUGGUGAUUGAUGAGAGUUAUCCACCGGUGUUGUUGGUACAUAAAGCGCGGAGGAUGAGGUUGGAGGGGAAGAACUGGGCUCUGCAUGCUGAGCACGAGGAAUGGAAUGUGUCGAUGGCAGAAGUGGCACAGAAAUACCUCGUCCGUCCAUUCAAGCUGCUGGGGACGCCGAUCUGCCUGCUCAUGACCAUCUAUACAUCAUUCAUCUAUGGCAUUCUCUACGCCAAUCUGGAAAGCUUCCAAAUUGAAUAUCAGGAAAUCCGCAAAUGGGGCCCUAUAGCAGCCAGUCUUCCCUUUCUCGCCCUCCUCUUUGGCGUCCUUCUUGCUGCUGUACUCAACGUCUACAGCAACAAGUUCUACUUUAAACAGUUACAGGCAAAUAACAAUCGACCAGUCCCGGAAGCACGACUCCCUCCGAUGAUGAUCGGGGGCAUUGCAUUCAGCGCUGGUUUCUUUCUGUUCGGAUGGACAUCAUCGCCACACAUUAACUACUGGCCAUCGAUCAUCGGCACCGUACUGAUCGGAUUUGGCUUCAACGCCAUCUUUCCAGCAACCAUAAGCUACAUCGUCGACAGCUUUAUCUUGUUCAGCGCCAGUGCCGGUGCAGCCAAUACAUUCCUACGAUCUAUCUCUGCCGGUGUAUUCCCCCUCUUCGCGAUGCCCAUGUACCAUAACCUAGGCGUGAACUGGGCGAGUACGGUCUUUGGCUGUUUUGCAGGACUGCUGAUACCAGUGCCUUUUCUGUUUUAUGUUUUUGGAAAGAGAAUCCGGGUUGCUGGGAAGUUGAGUAGACAGUGUAUAGAUGGAAUAUGAAUCACUUAGCUCUAGUAUUCUGCGAGACUGGCAGCAGCUUCGGGAUAUCUCCCCC
This is a messenger RNA of Aspergillus wentii DTO 134E9, 1513 nucleotides long. Its product is annotated as MFS transporter. Gene Ontology annotation, biological process: transmembrane transport. Lineage: Eukaryota; Fungi; Ascomycota; Eurotiomycetes; Eurotiales; Aspergillaceae. Bases 1 to 1458 code for a protein of 485 amino acids. The transcript has 5 exons. The record is from RefSeq and is a predicted model, not a curated record. Gene Ontology annotation, molecular function: transmembrane transporter activity.